AUGGUGUCAGAAGUGGAUGUCCUUCUUCAAGACUGUGGCGAGGACUUGCCGCUAGUUCAGAAUGAUUCCGAACAACGAGAGUUCAGUGCCUUUCAGUACCUCAAGAAGCUGCUGGACAUCGCAAAACGCAAAAGAGAGGCCCUGGAAAACCAGCUUGCUAAGAAAGAGGAGCAGUUCAAUCUACUUCAGCAAAAACUAUCAGUACUUAAAGGACCGCCGUCAGAAGCUGCAGUGUCUCUUGAAGCAAGUCAGCUGGAAAACUUGAACCGUAUGCUGGCAGUGCUUCAGGGACGGGUCACAUCCUUGACAGUUAGGAACAAGCUCCUCGCUCAAGAAAGUCAGCAGUGGAAAUCAUUUUGUGAAGAUGCGAGUGAAAAAAUUAGAUGCGUGUCAAAUGAAAGUCGCCUCUGGCAGCAGAGACACGAAAAGGUGGCGGAGACUUUGCGAGAGAGAGAGAAUGCUGUUAAGUGUAACAAUUCGUCGCAAACGGAAGCAGACGGAAGCUCCUUUACCGAGAAGGCAGAAACAGAGUGCGAGGGGUUAGACCAGAAAGUCAGCAGCCUCCUAAAACGCAACGGAAAGCUAGAAAGCGAAGCCGACGUUUUGUGGUCAGAACUUUCCUACCUGGAGGAGCAAGCUGAGAUGCUCGUCAGCGACAACAAACAUUUUCAACAGCUAGCUGAGAACUUAAAACAGGCACGAGAUUGCCUCGAGGAGGAGUUGAAGACUCUGCGCGAGCAACACGUCAAGGUCAACAAGGAGAUGGAGAACGAGCACUGUACUGCGCUGGAAAAAGCGGCCAAGUGUGAGGCAGCACUAUCAGCGCUGAAGACAGACCACUCCCAGCUGUUGGACAAGUAUAACCACAUUGUAUACGGACACAGGAACCUGCAGGAAGAGUUUCACGCGGCAGCCCAAGAGAAACGCAGUUUGGAGGGCAGGUGCGCUCAGCUCACAGAAGAGUGGGCAACAGCCAGACGAGCUCUCGCAGUCUUCGAGGAGCAGCAGGGCGCGGUGGGACAAAAGACCAUGCAGGAGCUGCAAGAGCUCUGGCAAGCAAACCAGCAGUUGCAAAAGCGCUUUCGCCUCUUCAAGGACAAGCAUCUCAAGGCUGAAGAACGGUUGGUACAGGCGCCAAACCAAAAAGUGGAAUCCUCGAUGGAACAUGUCACCGAGGGCACUGGGGGUACAGCGAGAACUUCGGAGGCACCAGCAAGCCGAGUCGAGAUAGAGGAACUCUCCCGGCGGUACGAGUCCCUUUUGGAGCAGUCUCGUGCCGAGGAGAACAAGUGGAACCAGGACAAGCAGCAGCAGAAACACAUCGAGGACUUACAGGCGCAACCGAACAUGAUGGCGGACGAAGACGUGGUGAUCACGGGCUUCUCGGCCUACUUUCCCCAGGCCAACCACCUGGCCGAGUUUCGGAAGAAGCUCUACGAUGGCGUCGACAUGGUCACCGACGACGAGGCACGCUGGCCCAGAGGCCACCCUGGACCGGCUGGAGACGGACGGACCCCUGCCGGACCCUGCCUACACUUUGUUGAACCGGGUCGGGCAGCCCAGCGUCAACCAGUUCCCGUUCGUUGCGUCGGGAACUGGUUGACGCUGGGUUAA
This is a messenger RNA of Ixodes scapularis (black-legged tick), 1614 nucleotides long. RefSeq names its product golgin subfamily A member 6-like protein 6. The coding region runs from base 1 to 1614 and encodes 537 amino acids. Lineage: Eukaryota; Metazoa; Arthropoda; Arachnida; Ixodida; Ixodidae. The transcript has 5 exons. The record is from RefSeq and is a predicted model, not a curated record. Gene Ontology annotation, molecular function: acyltransferase activity.